AUGCAGACUUUCUUACAAAACAACUCUUUCCCAUCCAUCUGAGCUAAAAGCAGAAAGCUGGCAGGGCUGAAUUGUCAACGAUGGAAAACAUUUGCUCUGGCUGUUGGCUCAUAGUGGGCUAGUGGUGUCUCUGUCGAUUGCACAGUGAGGAUGGCGUAUCCGGGGAAAUCGCCCCUGAGGAGAUCUUUCAGUGAGCAUAUCAAGGUUUCUACCAACAAAGCUUGGGAUGUCUUUUGGAAGAGUGCACGAGAAAAGCGUCUAUCAGAAAUUGAGGCCAAAGAAGCCUGCGACUGGCUGAAGGCUGCUGGAUUCCCCCAGUAUGCUCAGAUGUUUGAAGAUAUGCAGUUUCCUGUUGAUAUCAACUCUGUGAGAAAAGAUCAUGAAUUUUUAGAUAAAGAUGAAAUAGAAUCCUUGUACAGACGUUUAAAUACAUUGAAUAAGUAUGCAGCAAUGAAAGUGGAAAUAAAUCGACCAAGAAAGCGGAGUGAUGACUCUGAAGAGGACGAGCCUUGUGCAAUAAGUAACAAAUGGACCUAUGAGAAACAUACUCAGAGAUGGUCUCGUCUGGGGAGCUCAGAAGGGUCAUUGGCACCAGUUCCUGACAAUUUGAGACUCAACAGUUCUGGUAGUGGAGAUAUAAUCUUUUCUGACCAUGGAGAACGAAAUGAUGGGUCCUCUGUCCACAGUUCCAGCAGUGGAGAUAGUGAUUUAAUCAGCUUUCCAAAACCCUGUGGAGAUACUGAGACAAGCAGGAGCUCCUCAAGAUGUUCUUCAAAUAAAUUGGCAUCAAUUGACUCCACCUUCAGCUGCUCUUCUUCUCCUUGUGAAACUUUGAAUAUAAUUAGUGAGGACAAACUCUUGGAGAAACCAUCCCAUAAAAAAGGAAGAAGUUUCUUAAAGAAAAUGGAGAAGUUGCGCCUGAGAAGUGGCAAUCUGAAGAGCCAAGCACAUUCAAAGACCAUACCCAUUAUUAGCGAACCUGUUCUGAUAGAGGGUCUAAAUGAAGAAAAGUUGAGAAACCUCAACUGUGUAAGUAUUUCAGAUGUGUCGGUGAGUCAGGUGAGUCAUGCUUCUGAUUCCCCACAGACUUGUAGCAGCACCAGCAGCAGCCAGUCUGAAAACAGUAGCACAAUGAGUACUCCAAGUCCUGUAAUCAAAAUGAGAAGACACAGCAAAAGAGGAGGAAUAUAUGCAGAAGACUUGGAUUCUGGGAAACUUUCUUUGUGGGGUGAUAUUUCUCGGCAUAACCUGAAAAAUGAAAACCACGUGGAGAAGAACAAAGUAUUUCAAGUGCCACAAGGCCAUAAGCCAGGGACUUUUCCCAAAGCACUUACCUAUAGCCUCUUGUCCCCUGUAGACAACACUUCCGUGAACUGGAGAACUGGGAGUUUUCAUGGAUGCCGGAGAAACAGGGUUCACCGUAGUUCUCAGGACUCUGAAACUCCACCUGGCUCUCUUUCAUUGAUGGAUAACAGACUGAGUAUAUAUGACAAUGUGCCUAACAUUCAUCUUCACAAAAUGAGUGCACCAGAGAUAGGUGAUGAUGAUGUUUUCGCAGAGCUGGACAAUGUUGUGGAACAUGUGAAUGGGCUUAGGAAGUUGGUUAGUCAAUGGACGGAGAAGUUAUCUGACGAGGGAGACUCUGAUUCUGCCAGCCACUCCAACCAGUCCACCUCUCCUUGCCCAUCAUCCCCUAAGGAGAUCCAUCUUGAGAUUAAAGAACAUUCAGAGAAGAAAAUGGCAGGAUUUCCAGUUAUUGAGAGUGACGAUUGCAAACCUAUUGAUGAACACAGCGUCUUGGACCUGGCAUAUGUCAUGGACUCAGGAGCAAGACCAACGUCAGGACAUUCUAUCAGCCACGGCAGAAGACACUGGUCAGCUGGGGAUGGCACAGACCUGGAAAGUCUUUCUCUUCAAAUUGACUGCCAGUCUGCGGUCCACCUCAAUCGAAUGCAGAAACUUGCAUUGCUAAAGUUAACUUCUUUAAUGGAUAAAUACUCUCCUUCCAGCAAACAAGGAUGGAACUGGACUGUUCCAAAAUUUAUUAGAAAAAUGAAAGUUCCUGAUUAUACGGACAAAAAUAUAUUUGGAGUACCAUUACUGCUAAAUGUCCAGAGAGCUGGCCAUCCACUUCCAAAGAGCAUACUUCAAGCCAUGGACUACUUAAGAAGAAAUUUUCUUGACCAGGUUGGCCUUUUUAGAAAAUCGGGUGUUAAAUCAAGGAUACUUUAUUUAAGGGAAAUGAAUGAAAAUGAUCCAAGCAGCAUCACUUAUGAGGGGCAAUCAGCUUUUGAUGUGGCAGACAUGGUGAAGCAAUAUUUCCGAGAUCUUCCAGAACCUAUAUUCACAAGCAAACUUUGUGAAUCCUUCCUUCACAUCUAUCAGUAUCUGCCAAAAGAUCAGCAAUUUUGUGCUGUCCAAGCUGCUAUUCUUCUGCUUCCAGAUGAAAACCGUGAAGCUUUACAAACUCUGCUAUUCUUCCUCAGGGAUGUAGUAGCAUUUGUGGAGGAGAACCAGAUGACUCCAGCCAACAUUGCUGUCUGUCUGGCACCAUCUUUGUUUCACCUUAAUACCCUGCGGAGAGAGAGUUCUUCAUCAUCUAGAUCCAGUCAGAGGAAAUACAGUAUUGGGAAACCAGACCAAAGGGAUCUGAGUGAGAAUUUGGCUGCAACACAAGGGCUGGGCCAUAUGAUAAUGGAGUGUCACAGACUCUUUCAGAUACCUGACUAUUAUUUUGAUCAUGAUCGUGAUGAUUUGCAAGUUCCCCAUAAUUCAGAGGAAGCAGUUCUGCCCCAAACCUCCAUGACCAGGCACUCCAGCACAGUGACAUCCCUGGAACACUCCAUGCAGGACCUGCUCCGAGAUGCCAAGGAAAAGUUCAAGAACUGGGUCGCUUGCCCCACCUUAGAAGAAGGAGUAGAUGCAGCAUAUAAAAAGGUGGAUGAUGACAACCAUAUACGGUUAUGGAAAGCUUCUGUUGAAAUUAAUGCUGCCCCGAAAGUAGUUUUAUACCGGAUAUUGAUGGAGCAUCACCUGUGGGAACCAAAUCUUCAGCAAACAAAAAUCCUAGAGAUCUUGGAUGAUGAAACUGACAUUUACCACUACUCAACAGAGAAUAUGUUUCCACUUCCACCGCGGGAAUAUGUGGUCCUGAGGACUUGGAGGACAGACCCUCAAAGCGGCACGUGUGUGUUAGCAGCUACCUCAACCAAUAGUGAAAACACUACUGUGAAUGGGAUCUUAGCUGAAGUUUUUCUUUGCCAGUUCCUUAUAGAAGCUGUUGGCUCUCAGAAAUCCAAAGUGACACAUGUCUGUCGAAUAGAUACCAGGGGCCGGACAACAGAAUGGUACAACAGGGCUUUUGGUCAUUUGUGUGCUGCAGAACUGACACGGAUUAAACAGUCAUUUAAAUCUUCACCUUACUGAAACCAAACCAAAAAUAACCACUUGACACUUUUAGAGAAGAAGGCGAUGUGUGUGGUCCGCGGCUGCCCUUUUCAAAGCCUGAGACUAAGCUGAUUAUCCUUUGUUAAAGCUUUUACGAACUAAAAGAGCAAAUAUAUAAAUGUAAUGUUAAAUAAUACCCUUUAACCGACUGAUACUAUGCACCGUUGCUUAUCACAUACAAAUUUUAUAUGAAGAAAAUUGAAUUAUUUUGAAUAUUGCAUAUCAAAGUAAGUUAUUUAAAAGGAAUGUCUUGCUAUGGUCUAAAUAUAUUUUAAAUAACAUGUAAAUGUGAGAUUUUAUAUUUUUCAGAUAUUUUAUAAACAACAAAAAGUGAGAAUAGUAUAUUAUCUUUUACACUUCUGGAGUUUAGAAUGUUGGGAUUUCUGGUUUUAGUACGAUAGCUGAUUAGGAAUUAAUGACACCCAUAUAGGAAGUUAUGUUGGACCUCUAGUUGCAAAUACUUGUGCCACAAUGUAGGUAAGAAGACAUCUGUUUGAGCUUUUACCUAAAUUCAGAGUUAUGUAGGAAUGUUUCUAUAAGUAUAUUGUCAGCAAAAUGGGUGCUUUGAGAUAACAAUAGUCUAUUCAACAAUGAUCAAGGUAACAUCUCAUAAAGCCAAAAAUGCUGUUGAAUGCCAAACUCCUUUGGAAGCAACAGCAGUCUUGCCCCAGGUGUAUAUCAAGUAGUAGCACUAUGUAGGGAACAGAGUGCCACUGGGAUCUCACCACAUAAUCUUGUAAUGAAGAAUAGUUCAGAAUAGUUCUGCAUCAUGGUGGGUGGUGUGUUUUUAGGAUGAGAACCUGCAUUAGAUGUGUUGUAGUUUGGUGCAGGUGGAACCUAUCAAAGAAAUACAUUUCUGUUCUCUCCCAUUCCACAAGACUUAUCCCCCCUCUACAGGGGGCCCUCCUUCAUGGCCAUUUAUUGAGCAGGAGAAGCAUGCAUCUCUAUAAACCAGAUGAAUACACCAGGCGUUGGUAUCAUCUGAGGACACCCGAGAGAUCUCCUGUCACUUUGUCUGGUUAUAGGCACAUAGACAGAUGCUUCCCUGAAACAAAACAUGGCUUUGGAAGAAGGCCCCUUGGGGAGAGGAAGGCAAGUACUGAGAGGAUUUGAGUAUUACGUGAGGUAGGUUUCCAUUAUGCCUGUGUAGAUGCCAGUUAUGUAUUUGUGUGAAAAAGAAUAACAUAGCCGAUUGGGUUGUAAAGAGCAGUGCUGGCAAACGUUCUCAUUUUCCAUUGAACUUUCCCCAUGCAGGAGUUCACAAACUUACAAUGCUUGAUCAAACGCCAGUCUUUGCCUUUAAGGUUUCUAAGACACCUUCGUUCCUUUCUAUGGAAUGGGGACAUCCCAGUUAACCUGCAAAGUACAAUCACUUCACACGUACCAGUCCUACUUUGAAGUGAGCUGGUCUUGAGUGAAGCUGACUUGCUUCAUAAAAUGUCAUAAUGAAUAACUAAAGUUCUUAGACUGGUACAAAGACUACUGUGAGUAGUUUUGCAGCAGCUUCUAAAUGUUUUACUUUGUAGCUUUUAAAGCAGUCAUGGGCAAACUUUGGCCCCCUCGGUAUUUUGGAUUUCAACUCCCACAAUUCUUAACAGCUGGUAAGAUGGCUGGGAUUUCUGGGAGUUGAAGUCUAAAACACAUGGAGGGCCAAAGUUUACCCAUUCCAGAUUUAAAGCCUUUUACCGCCAUACACCAUGAAGUAUUUCAUCACUCCUUCAGUAGGAAAAUUCCAGCCCUGUGCAUACAUAGAGAACCAGAAGUUGAACAGGGAUCUUAUUCAGCAUGUAAGGGUAAAUUAUGUUUAGUAUUUUUUUGUACAUUUCAUUCCCCUACUAAUGGGAUUUUAAAAAUAGGCCAAAAACACUAGUACAUUCAGCAGUAGUAAAGCAAGUAGCCAGGUGACCUCCUUGUGCUACAGUGAGCAAAUAUUUCAGUUCUGAUCUGUUGUCCAAAAAUUUGAAUACAAGAGGAGGCCUUGCAAUUUUAACAUUGUUUCCGUUUGCCAAAAACAGAAGACCAACAUUUUCAAUCCUUAGGCAUAGGAAUGGAAUAUUUCAUCUAAUUUUUGAAUUGGAAAUGAGUGUAAAGAAAAUAAACAUAUUCCAGCUUAUUAUACAUGCAAUAUUUUAAACCUGUAACAUCCGUCUGUAUUUGCAAAUUAUUCCCACUGUAAAAUACUAUGGCAAUGAUUAUAAGUUCAGACAAGGCACCUUUAAUAAAUGGUGGAGCACUCAAUGACUGCAUUACUGACUUGUGGCACAGGCAGUUUUGCUCACAAGGACUUCUCUGCAACCCUUGGUGUUAGAUGUCUUUCCAGCUGUUGCAGUGUACAGUUUGUUAAGCUGUUUUAGGCCAUUCCUCUUGUUAAUAAAAGACUUGUGAUGGACUUUUUUUUUUUACUUUGGGAAGACAAUUCUGUGAAACCUUGUCCUUUUUCAGUUGACUAUAGUUGUUUAAAUAUUCCAAAUUGUAUUCUGCAACUUAAUAAACUUGAUCUUCGCCGACAGGA
Molecule: messenger RNA, 5959 nt
Organism: Anolis sagrei ordinatus
Lineage: Eukaryota; Metazoa; Chordata; Lepidosauria; Squamata; Anolidae
Product: rho GTPase-activating protein 7-like
Biological process (GO): actin cytoskeleton organization; regulation of Rho protein signal transduction; signal transduction
Molecular function (GO): protein binding; lipid binding; GTPase activator activity
Source: RefSeq, a predicted model, not a curated record